UUUUUAUCAUAUGCUCAUUCAUGAAGGGUACGGAGGAACCUCGCGCUUCUGAGUGAGGCGCCGAAGGCUGUCAGAUGGCUUCAUGCGAGGACUAGAGCAAUAUAUGUAUAGUCUCUACUGUGCAAAAUAAGAUGCAUGAGGAUGCGUCUCGCCGUCCCGCUCGUCCGCGCGGUGUCGACCUCGGCCUCAGGGUACCUGAAGGUGGGCGACGCGCUGCGCUCCGACCGGCGGCGGUUCACGGAGGGCGACGUGGCGGCGUACGCGGCGGUGAGCGGCGACCGGAACCCGGUGCACCUGGACGAUGCUGUCGCCCGUGGGGCUGGCGGGUUCUCGCGCGGCCGCGUGGUCCACGGAAUGCUCGCCUCCUCCCUCUUCCCCGCCCUCAUCGCCUCCCGCUUCCCUGGAGCCGUGUACGCCAGCCAGUCGCUCAGGUUCGCGGCGCCGGUGCACGUCGGCGACGAGGCGGUCGCGGAGGUGAAGGCGCUCAACAUCAAGACCAGCAGCGGAAGGCACAUCGUCAAGUUCUCCACCAAGUGCUUCACCAUUGGUGGUGAUGAAGACGACGACGAGGAGGAGACUCCCGCGAUCGACGGCGAGGCCAUGGCGUUCCUGCCCACGCUGCAGCUCAGCUCGCAGGGCAUUGCUGACUGAUUUAUCCUGUGCAACUGAUUACAUCAAAAUGUGGUGUUUUGCGCAAAAAACAAACCAUUGUUGUGUGCAAAAAAUGCCCUAACUAGUGGUGUUAUGCCCUUUCUGUAGUUAAAUAUGAAGGAGGUAUGCUUCUGAUCAAAAUGCCUGACAGCUCAUUAACCUUGUUCGUAGUUCAAUGGCAAAACAAGGUUUCGUUUGAGUUGCUUAAUUUUCUUUAUGUCCUGUGGAUACUAGAUAAUUUUGGUUUCAUUUUCACACAUGCAUUUCUGUGUCUGUGUCUCUUCAUACAUACAAUUGUCGUCACUUCUGUGGGUAGUUUGUUUCUUAACAGUAGAGCAUUUGGAUCUAUAUGCUAGAGAGCUGCUUUCUAUGUUGGAGCACCAGUGAGAUAUCAUACUCAUUAUAUCUGAGAGCCGCCAAUGUUUUUCUUUCCACAUACAGUUCCUCUACUCUUUGCUCCCGUUCAUCCACUGUUAAUUGUAAUCCAGGCUAAAGGCUUUAUCUUCUUAAUGCCUUGUUUUAUUAGUGUUAUCAUAUGCUCCACCAUGUUUGAGUAAUUCUUAGUGUGAUGUAUAUCUCUCUGUCAGGUGCUUAGACUGGCGUCUCAGUGCUGGAAUGCUUUUAUUGAUCAUUCAGUUUACAAGGCGCAAAUACAGAACUCACUUGUAAGGGGCAAAUAACCUUGAAAAAUAUAAAUAGUAUCACCGGUAGCUCAAUUCAGGACACUAAGUUAGGUUUCGCAUGUGACAAGGUUAGUCAUAGCGAAAAACAGCUUUUCCUAAGUGCUAAUGUAUGUCUCCUUUUGUUAAAGAGAACAUUGGAAGAUCUUCAUCAGAAGGAUUUAUUCCAUUGCAACCCAAAGUCUCUCCUUAAAAGGUCCGUUCCCAUGAUGUACUACUUUCUGUGGUUCAGUAUUUGGUAAUCAUAUACUGUAAUUUUCCUUGCUAGUUACAUUGUGUAUAUAUUGGAUUAUUGGUUCACGGAUUACAUUGUGCUUAUGAUAUGAUCUGAAACUUGAAUUGGUUGAAUCUUACAGAUAAGGAAACUUGAGGCGUCAGUUGCACCAAAAGUGGAGUGCUGUAGAUAUUUGCCAGUUACCUUCUUAACUUGGCAUAAUUGGUACUGGUUUGGUGGUAAUUACCGUUCGUUCAAUUUAUCUUCAUAUACGGUGAAGAAAUGUCGUAAUUAAAUACCAAACAAAUAAGCUAUUUAGUAGCAAGGCCCCAACACUUUCCAAGUUUACCUUUGACAAAUAAUGUCAUACAGGAAGCCUUUUCAUCUUUUAAAAAAAAGUAGCUUUAGCACAUCCUGCAUUGGAUAACGAGUAGACAGAUGUUGAAAAUUAAGUUAGUGCUUAAACGUGCCAGGGGUGCUAGUAACAUGUGCCUGCCCUUCUCUGAUUACCUCGUAGUGAUGGAUGGCUAACUGGCCAGCCGUGUGCUAGCUAGGAUUAACAGGCUAUUAGCUAGUUGUAAUUAUUUUUUUGGCUUGUUCUUUUGUUGUGAUUCAUCUCCUCUCGUCGGGAACAAUGGGAACCGGCCAAGAAGACAGUAGCGGCUUCUGCGAGGACCGUGGGAUCUGGGUCACUAUUUGGUAAGUCAAGCAACCUUUUUCCAUCUAUAGAUGAUAUAGAAGGACUAGUUCCCAUUUCCAAUAAAGUGCAAUUCUCAGCCUCCGGGCCUCCGGCUUCCCCAAGGAGAUACCCUCUUCCACCUCCAGAUCUGCAAAUCAUGGUGACACUCUCUCCAGAUCUGCAAAUCAUGGCGACGCUCUCUCCAGAUCUGCCGGACGAACUUGUCCAUGAGAUCCUCUUCCGCCUCCCGCCAGAUGAGCCCGCGUGCCUUUUCCGUCUCUCCGUACUCUCCAAUCCCUGGCGCAAACUCCUCUCCGAUCCAGAUUUCCACCACAACUACCGCAAGUUCAAUCGAUCGCCUCCUAUGCUCGGCUUCAUCUACAACAAUGAGGUGAGCUCUGUCACUCACUUUGUCCCCACCACAAGGCCCUGCCCCCCAUGCACUUUUGACCCCCAGAUGGCUGAAUUCAUCGUGUGCGAUUGCCGCCACGGCCGUGUCCUCCUCGACAACGGUAAGUUGUCCAUGGAGCUUGCGGUCUGGGACCCCAUGACGUGCCGCCGAAAAGACCUGAGCGACCCCUGCAGGUCCUUGUUCUAUCUCGGGACCGCAGUGCUAUGUGCUGUGUACGGCUGCGACCAUGCUACUUGCCACGACGGCCCUUUCCAUGUUGUUUUUGUCGGUAUUGAUGCAGAGGCGGGGAGCACAACCGCCUACAAGUACUCGUCGGAGACGGGUGAGUGGAGCACGCCGACGUCUGAGCUUGCCCUCUUCGACGAGCAUGACAUUGUCGUGGAGCCUGACCUCUUCGACGAGCUUGGCCCCGUUGACGACGGCUACGUUGCUGUGUUGCACAGUGUGCUCGUUGAAGACUCCCUCCACUUCCUCCUCAUGUCUGGGCCACAAGGCUCUCGAAUUCUCAAGUACGACGUAGGAAGGCAUUUCCUCUCGGUGAUCGUCCUGCCGGCGGCUGUUCAUUACCGGAACACCAUUCUCAUGGCAACAGAGGAUGGAAGGCUGGGAGUCGCCCACCUGGACAGGCUUAUCCUUCACCUGUGGUCAAGGGAGGUGGGUCCUGACGGAAUUGCAGCAUGGGCGGAAUAUAGAGUCAUCAGCCUUAUGCCGUUUCUCCCCAUUGGAGAUCCUGCGAUCAAAGUGGAGUUGAUUGGCUCUGUGGAGGGUGCCAAUAUCAUCUUCGCCACCACAGCUCUUGGCGUCUAUGCUAUUGACCUCAAGUUGCUGCGGUCAAGAAAGUUGUGUGAAGGACAAGCCAUUCGACCGUUCUUUCCCUUCAUGAGCUUCUACUAUCCAGUUUCUGCAGAAUGGCAAACUGGAACAAGUUUUCUGGCAGGGGCAUCGGUUGCUGCGCGUCACCGGUGAUGUGUUGGACAGACCCCUGUGGUGUGUCUCACCAAUAAGAUCGAUAAUGUCAUAGAGUCAAUUAAGGGUUUGUGACGUAGUAAUGAACUAUUUCAGUACUAGGUGUUUUGGUGGCACUUUGUUGAUUUCUCAUGCUGUUUGCUUUUGUGAGUAACUUUACUUAAUUCAGUUCCAUAAUUUUGUCAACUGUGUCGGUGCGCGGGUGCGUGCCUGUGAACUUGCUAUAUGCUUUCAGUUAGUUGAUGAAGUUGGUGGCUUUGUCUUUUUGGGUU
Molecule: messenger RNA, 3874 nt
Organism: Lolium perenne
Lineage: Eukaryota; Viridiplantae; Streptophyta; Magnoliopsida; Poales; Poaceae
Product: 3-hydroxyacyl-[acyl-carrier-protein] dehydratase, mitochondrial
Biological process (GO): fatty acid biosynthetic process
Cellular component (GO): mitochondrion
Molecular function (GO): (3R)-hydroxyacyl-[acyl-carrier-protein] dehydratase activity; protein binding
Source: RefSeq, a predicted model, not a curated record